UUCGAUCGGUCUUUGUGUUAUUCAUUGGCCUAAAUUGUUUUUAUUUAUUUUAAAAUUUAAAUUAUUCCAUGUUAAAAACUUAUCAAACCACAAUUGAUUUAAUCAAAUGUAGUCGUACACAGUGUCGUUAUAGGCACUUAGUGUUAAGUUUUCGUUUAGUUAAGUUGUAAAUGAAUCUUCUAAAAUGCCUGGCAUUAGAAAAUAUCGACGUGACACGACCGAAGUCAGCUGUUGUCUUAAAUAUGUUAUAUUUGGAGUCAAUGUUCUUUUCUGGUUUAUCGGAUUGGUUGUAUUAGCAGUGGGUGUGUGGGCAUGGACUGAAAAAGACACAUUUAAUAAUCUCUCAAGACUUACAAAUAUUGCUCUGGAUCCAGCAUUUAUUUUCAUAUGUGUUGGUACAAUAACAUUCAUUAUUGGAUUCACUGGUUGUGUUGGAGCGUUGCGAGAGAAUACAUGCCUGUUAGCUUGUUAUGCAGUGUUCCUCGCGUUGCUAUUGCUAGCUGAAAUGACGGCUGGGAUCCUAUUUUUCGUAUUUAAAGACUGGAUUAAAUUGCAAGCUACAACAGGCUUCCAAACGUUCAUCACCCACUAUAGAGAAGAUCCUGAUCAACAGAACUUGAUAGAUUGGAUUCAGGAAGACUGGUUACAAUGCUGCGGUGUAGAAGGGCCCAGGGAUUGGGAUCGUAACGCGUACUUUAACUGUUCGAGCGGCGCCGUAGGCUCGAGGGAGGCGUGUGGUGUGCCCUUUAGUUGCUGCCGUAACAAGCCGCAAGACAUUAUACGCAACAAGCAGUGCGGUUAUGACGUCAGGAAGCCUACUUAUCAAUUAACUGAACGCGUGAUACACGAGCGCGGUUGUCUGGUCGCGGGCGAGGAUUGGCUUCAACGGCAUUUCGCGCCAGUCGCAGCCGCAGUGCUCGGACCUUUAUCUUUACAGAGUUUUGACAUAGCUAAGAUAAUAUAUGACAAGGGCUGUUUAGAAGCCGCUGAAGAAUGGUUUGACCACAAUCUGUUGAUAGUUGCAACAUCCGCUGUUUGUACCGCUUUUGCACAAAUUCUGGGCAUAUGUUUCGCUCAAAACCUCCGCGCUGACAUAUUCGCGCAGAAGUCGAAGUGGCACUGACAAUCAGCCUCUCCUGCCGCCGUGUGACGUCACACGCGCCACACCCGCGACCUCUACCUGCCGCUCUACUCGUCCCACUGUUAGACAAUUGUCGUAGUUCUCUUCUAGUUGCAUAGAUGGCGCUGAUAUCAAUAGCUUGAAGUUUUGUAAGGUUAUCUGUGGCGGCGUAAUUUGGCGGGAAUGUUUGUUGUUAUAAUUUUUGAAAUGUUUUUUU
Molecule: messenger RNA, 1337 nt
Organism: Colias croceus (clouded yellow)
Lineage: Eukaryota; Metazoa; Arthropoda; Insecta; Lepidoptera; Pieridae
Gene: Tsp26A
Product: tetraspanin-5
Exons: 9
Coding region: 185-1123 (312 amino acids)
Biological process (GO): protein localization to plasma membrane; protein maturation
Cellular component (GO): membrane
Source: RefSeq, a predicted model, not a curated record